CAUAGGAACUGGAAUGUUUACACUGAUACAGGAAGCUACGAUUGUUCUGUGUCCGCUGCUAUUUUCCCUCCAGUUGUGGACAAAUCUGCUGCUCGACAGUGAUGAGUUUUUGUGCUCGGCUCUGAAAAUAGCGGCUUCAUGGACAAUUUCCAGCACCAACAGUCUGUGUGGAAUUUAGUAAAGGAAAAUGUGCCCUGCUCUGAACUUCCUGAGAUCAGAGCUGUGCUUGGAGAUGCACUGAUUGAUACUUACACAGAGUUAUAUUCAGAGGUGGAGAUGUGGGAGAAGAUUUGGCAGGAGCUGCAUUUCUCAGAGCGGGGCAGCAGGCCAGAAGCCCCUGUGUUUCCUCUGGCUGACCCUCCAGCUCUUAAAGAGUUGCUAAAAGCAGAGAUUCAAUUGUUGCUGCUCACUCUGAGGGAGAAAGCAGCCAGACAGGGCAGAGAUGAAGAGGAGGUCAUUUCCCAAUACAGUCCCAGUGUGGUAAGUUAUGCACUGGGCAACACAAAAAGACAGAGAAGUCCAGGCACCUGGCGUGAAAGGAAAUCACCUUCCAGACCCCCAUCAAGCUUGAGCGAGACUGGAAGCAGGUCAGUCUCCAGCUUCUCAUCUCACUCCAGCUGUGAGGAGGAAAUCAAGGCCUUAAGACACAAGUUGAACAUCACCCAUAUCGAUGAGGUAGUGGCCCAUCUCAGGUCAGUCCUGACUGAAGAAUCUGAAGCUUUGAGAAAAGAUGUGCAGGCCUUGCAGGAAAACCUUGAGGCUGAGCGAGUCAGUACUCAGACAGAGCCUGUGUGCCCUGAACCCACAUUAGCAGAGCUCAAAGAAGAACGGAGACUAAUUCAGAGGGAUCUGAAUGUUCAGGGUUCAAUGAGCUGCUCCUACAAAUCAAACAAUCGGAGUACCAGAAACCCACAAAAACACACAAGGGGAGCACUUGAACUAGCUCUUUCUACAGAUGACCCUGAAACCGCAAAUCCAUUAAACUCAGCACCUUCUUGUUUGAAACCAUGUCCACCCAGAGAAACGAACCACACGAGGAGCAAUCGAGCAUUAACGAUCUCCUCAGACGCCGACUCCACUGUCUCUGUGUCUGCUCUGGAGUAUGAAGACAACAUGUACAAACACAGAGGACAUUCGCUGAGAGCUUCAGCCUUCAGACUUAUUCCUGCAGCCUCCGUCAAACACUUUCUCCAGCAGAUAGAGACAGGAAACGGCGAACCAGAACAUCUCCAUCCCACACCUCCCGCAGUGCAGAGAACAGCCGACAGAGGGCGCAAAGUGCCCCGACAGAUAGACUUCUCUCAGCCGGACGGCUUGCUCACUUCUCAUUGACCGAGAACACACCAUUAGCUGGACGUUACAGCUCAAUUCAGUCUUUAAACGUCGGGAAAAAAUCAGGUAAAACACACACCAAGAGAUAAAAGACCAAAAGCAGAAGCUGAUCUUUAAAAUAAACUUUAUUUACCAUUUCAAAUUGAACAGUUUAAGAUAUACAGCUGACAAGACUAAGACAAAUUCAAUGCAGUUUGGCCCUAAAGUUGAAAAGACGUGGUUAGAUAUGUUGGAUCAAGUACUGAGCUCAUGUCAUUGUGCUUGUCAUUCUACUUCACCAUGAGCACAGAAGUAUACACACGCUCACACACUCACACACACACACUACUGUAAAUAUAUCGUUUGUUUUAUAUAGGAGGUAUGGGAGAGAAUGGGAUUUAUUUUUUUGCUGUUGUGAAUUAUUUUCUGUUGCUUUCAAACACGUGUCUUUAAAGUGCCGUGACCACAUGAAAAUACAUGACAUUUAUUUGAAUAAACAUUUCAGUGUAACCAAAAUAAUUCACAGUUUCGGUCCAGAUGUGCUGAUUCGGUAGUUGUUAAGGGUCUGUUCAAA
Danio rerio (zebrafish) is the source of this 1885-nucleotide messenger RNA. The record is from RefSeq and is a predicted model, not a curated record. Lineage: Eukaryota; Metazoa; Chordata; Actinopteri; Cypriniformes; Danionidae.